CCCAAUGAGAUUCAGAUUGGAGAGGGGAACUUCACAAAGUGUUUGAUGAGAAACUCUGGACUCGAUCGCCGUGUUUACGCCGAAGAGAUGACCGGCCGCUAUGUCAAAAGGAUUUGAUAAGAAGCCAACCCGCCCUGGGGAAUCUCUUCAUCCAGGGGACUGCUGAGUAAGAGUGAGAUCGAGAGGAGCAGCUCAGGAAGAGGAGACAGAAGUUUAGCUUUCCGAUGCGAUGCGCCUUCUUGGCUUUUUUUGCGAGCGGCAAGAGGAGAAUGAGAGAGAGAGAGAGAGAUCAAAGCUGGACAGAGCGCCCGGUCAAUCACUAGAGGGAUUUAAAAUAUAAUCUAUACGUUUAAUCGCCGAAAGAAGAUCCCAAGAAUCAAAGAAGCUGAAGAGGCUGUGGAAAUGUUAGUGUGGUGUCUCCUGGUUUGCAUCUGGUGGGACCCGGUCGCCUCUCAGAUCCGCUACUCGGUGCCCGAGGAGCAGGAGCAUGGCACCUUCGUGGGCAACAUCGCUGAGGACUUGGGUCUGGACGUGACCAAGUUGGCGGCGCGCCGCUUCCAGACGGUGGCCAGCUCCCGGUCCCCUCACCUGGAGGUGAACCUGGAGAACGGCGUCCUGUUCGUCAACGAGAAGAUCGACCGGGAGGAGCUGUGCAAGCAGAGCCCGAGCUGCCUGCUGCACCUCGAGGUCUUCCUGGAGAACCCGCUGGAGCUCUUCCGCGUCGAGAUCGAGAUCGUGGACAUCAACGACAACGCCCCCGCCUUCCCGGAGGCCGACCUGACGGUGGAGAUCUCCGAGAGCGCGUCGGCCGGCACCCGCCUGCCGCUGGAGAGCGCCUUCGACCCGGACGUGGGCAGCAACUCGCUGCGGACCUACCAGAUCACCCCGAACGGCUACUUCGAGCUGGACGUGCAGACUCAAGGGGACGGGAACAAGUUCGCCGAGCUGGUGCUGGAGAAGCCGCUGGACCGGGAGCAGCAGGCGCUGCACCGGUACGUGCUGACCGCAGUAGACGGCGGCUUGCCCCAGCGGACCGGGACCGCCCUGCUCACCGUCAGGGUGCUGGACUCCAACGACAACGUGCCGGUGUUCGGCCAGCCGGUGUACACCGUCAGCCUGGAGGAGAACUCGCCUCCCGGCACGCUGCUGCUGCAGCUUAACGCCACCGACCGAGACGAGGGGAAGAACGGGGAGGUGAUCUACUCGUUCAGCAGCCACGUCUCGGCCCGGGUCAAGGAGCUGUUCAGCCUGGACCCCCGGACCGGCUGGUUGGAGGUGAAAGGGGACGUGGAUUACGAGGAGAGCAGUUUGCACCAGCUGUACGUGCAAGCCAAGGACCUUGGCCCCAACGCGGUCCCGGCUCACUGCAAGGUGCUAGUGCGGGUCACCGACGUGAACGACAACGCACCGGAGAUCAGCUUCAGCACCGUGUCCGAGUCGGUGAGCGAGGCGGCGGCUCCGGGCACCGUGGUGGCUCUGCUCAGCGUCACCGACCGGGACUCGGGCGACAACGGGCAGCUGCACUGCGAGAUCCUGGGCCAGGUGCCCUUCCAGCUCAAGUCCUCCUUCAAGAACUACUACACGGUGGUGACGGACGGGCCGCUGGACCGGGAGCACGGCGACUCGUACACCAUCACGGUGCUGGCGCGGGACCGCGGCUCGCCCCCGCUGGCCUCCAGCAAGUCCAUCAGGGUGCAGGUGGGCGAUGAGAACGACAACGCGCCGCGGUUCUCCGAGGCUGCCUACGACGUGUAUGUGAGCGAGAAUAACGUGCCCGGGGCGUACAUCUACGCGGUGAGCGCCGCCGACCCGGACCUGGGCCAGAACGCCUACAUCUCCUACUCCAUCCUGGAGUGUGACAUCCAGGGCAUGUCGGUGUUCACCUACGUCUCCAUCAACUCGGAGAACGGCUACCUGUACGCGCUGCGCUCCUUCGACUACGAGCAGCUGAAGGAGUUCCGCUUCACCGUGCAAGCCCUGGACUCGGGCAGCCCGGCGCUGGGCUCCAACGCCACCGUCAACAUCCUCAUCGUGGACCAGAACGACAACGCGCCGUCCAUCGUCUCCCCGGUGUCCCGCAACGGCAGCUCCCGGGAGCUGGUGCCCCGCAGCGCCGAGCCCGGUUACCUGGUGGUCCGCCUGGUGGCGGUGGACGCGGACGACGGCGAGAACGCCCGGCUGACCUUCUACAUCGCCCGCGGCAACGAGCUCGGCCUCUUCCGCAUGGACUGGCGCAGCGGCGAGCUGAAGACCGCCCGGCGCUUCCCCGCCGCCGGCGCCGCCCCCUACGAGCUCCUGAUCGAGGUGAGGGACCACGGGCAGCCGCCGCUCUCCGCCACCGCCACCGUCCUGGUGCUGGCGGUGGACAGCGCGGUCGAGCGGCCCGGGGAGAGGGGCAACCGAGCCGGCGGCCCCAAGGACCACGCGCUGGACCUGACCCUCAUCCUGAUCAUCGCGCUGGGCUCGGUCUCCUUCGUCUUCCUGCUGGCCAUGAUCAUGCUGGCCGUCCGCUGCCAGAAGGACAAGAAGCUGAACCUGUCCAGCUGCCUGGCCGGAGAGGGCUGUGCGUGCUGCCGCCAGGCCAGGAACCGUAAGAAGAAGCUCAGCAAGUCAGACAUCAUGCUGGUGCAGACCAGCAGCGCCAACGCCGCCCAGGUCUCGGUGGAGGAAGGUGGCUUCGGCCACCACAGCCAGAACUACUGCUACCAGGUCUGCCUGACCCCGGAGUCGGCCAAGACGGAUCUCAUGUUCCUGAAGCCCUGCAGCCCGUCCAGGAGCACGGACGCUGAGCACAACUCCUGCGGCGCUAUCAUCGCUGGCUACACCGACCAGCAGCCCGAUAUCAUUUCCAAUGGGAGUAUAUUAUCCAACGAGAUUAAACACCAGCGGACGGAACUCAGUUUUCUGGUGGACAGACCCCGUCGAGUUAACAGUUCGGCUUUCCAGGAGGCGGAUAUAGUGAGUUCGAAGGACAGUGGCCACGGAGACAGCGAACAAGGGGACAGUGAUCACGAUGCCACGAACCGAGCUCAGAACUCUGGAGCUGACCUCUUUUCCAAUUGCACAGAAGAGUGUAAAGCACUGGGACACUCAGAUCGUUGUUGGAUGCCCACAUUUGUACCCACAGAUGGCCGUCAAGGACCUGAUUACCGCAGCAAUCUGCAUGUUCCUGGCAUGGACUCUGUGCCUGACACCGAGGUCUAUGAAGCUCCAGAGCAGACAGGAGAGAAAUCCUUCUCUACAUUUGGAAAAGAAAAGUCACAUCCAUCUAAUUUAGAAAAGAAAGAAUAUGAUGCACUUCUGCCCAACACACGUGCGCCUUACAAGCCGCCAUAUUUAACACGGAAGAGAAUUUGCUAGUCCCUUCUGUUGUUGCAGCAUGAUUUUGCACAAGCCAACGACUUAAAAGAAAAAGAAACAGCUUUCCAGUCCGUCAUCCUGGCCAUCGAGUUGUGCAUAAUGUAGUCGAUUCCUAUGUUAUUGGAGACAAUCGUGCUAAUAGUGGAAUCGAAUGCUCUCAGCAGGUCUGAGAAUGAUGCGAUUUGGAGACUCUUUGGAUGUGACUGGUCUAGUCACUUUCAUGACCUGUGUGUGCCUGUUUACAGCACUCAAAAACUUUUACUGAGCUCCUAACUCUUUCUUUAAUUACUGACCGCCACAGAUCGGCACCAAAAGAAGCCAACUGUACAGAAACCAAUCAGAUGUGCAUUACAAAUGCAAUAUCACUGUUUUAGAUGUGACUGUUUUUUCUAUUUUUUUUGUGACGAGUGUUCCCAAAUAGCGACAAGUUUUCAAGACUGUGACUGUGUCCUUCACGCACACUCCUAGGUCUUUUUAGUGAUGAGCGCAGAUCCACAAUUAUCAGAGCUCCUCAGUUCAAUAACGUUCUGUAGUUUAUACACAGUGUUAUUUGCAAAUGUGUUUACUGUACUCUUUCAGAAAUUCUAAAUAAAAAAGUGUACUGCUUUUUUUAUGAAGUGAUGGUAUUCGGUAAGGGGACAAUUUAGCAAUUCUCAAUAUCAAUAAUUCUAUUUAUCAAUAAUCCCAUCCUUCAUUUCCACAACUGAUUAAAGCCACACCAAAAGAGAAAUUUAGAAAGCUGAUCCAUGAUAACACUUAAAGUUAAAAGUAAAUUUAAACACAAAAGAUUUUUCUCUUUGCAAGACGACAAAUCAUUUUGAACUACUUUUUUGGGUACCUUCUCAUGAGUAAUUGUUCUAGAUUCCACAAGGAACCAACAAUUCCACUGGUAGACAGCAGAAAAGAUCAUUUUCCUUUAUCUCAUGCAUAUAAUCUAUGGAUCUUUCUCUUGUGAUGUCUUUUUUCACUUUUACUCAAGGAGAAGAAUCCUUUUAGGUAUAAAGUUACCCCCAGCAAACCCACUUCCUGUAAAUAUGAUAUAAGUUUUUAGAACUUCUUGGUAUGACUGAAAUACAAUGAGUGAGAAGUAGGAGUAUAUUUAAGAGCCAUAACAUAUUGAUAUGAUCUCUUAGAUAUUCAGCAAUCUAUAGAACAAUGUUCCCAAGGUUAAUCACAUCAUUUGAACCCCAAGAGCAUUCCACAUCUUUGAAUGGAGAUUCUUCUGUUAGUCCGCUCUUUUAUAAUAUACAGGAUCACUUUUUCUUUUGGUUUUUGGUCAGAUAAACUAUUUAAGCCGACCCUUAUUUUAAGCUACCAAAUUUAACUUUUUUAGAUUAAAAGAAACAUCAGAUUAAGCUGAAAAUUUGGGGAAACUUGACUUUUUUAAAGAUAAGAUAUUAUGAACAAAUGGAUGUUGUAUUUUUCUCACAUUGUUGAAACAGUUUAUUGUCAAUAAAAACUGUAAUACAUUAUUCUAUCCACACUGUAGUAGUUUAUACGUGCUUAAAAUAGUCAGCAAAACUUUGAAACAUGAAAUAAAUAUAAUGCUACACAGCAGUCAUUUGGGUUAAUUCAACAAGCAGUACAGAAUAAUGAUGCAAUUGUUUACAAUCAUGGAUUUA
This is a messenger RNA of Hemiscyllium ocellatum (epaulette shark), 4982 nucleotides long. Its product is annotated as protocadherin-10-like. Lineage: Eukaryota; Metazoa; Chordata; Chondrichthyes; Orectolobiformes; Hemiscylliidae. Gene Ontology annotation, biological process: homophilic cell-cell adhesion. The transcript is spliced from 5 exons. The record is from RefSeq and is a predicted model, not a curated record. The coding region runs from base 403 to 3360 and encodes 985 amino acids. Gene Ontology annotation, molecular function: calcium ion binding. Gene Ontology annotation, cellular component: plasma membrane.